AUGAGUAACAUUACUGAAGAUUUUGUUAAAGCAAGAGAUUCUGACGAUUCUGACGAUUCUGACGACGAACUUCUUCAAGGAGUAAUCAAUCUUCAAGAAAUAAUCAGACCUCCUUUGCAACCCAGUAAUGGAUUAAAUCCAAAACCGCAGGAAAUUAAGCAACCUCCGCUCAAGCCAGAUAAUAUAGAAUCUUCGAAUACCUCCAUUACCACUGACGCAAAUAAAAACACAUCAAGCACACAUGAUGAAAAUCUCCGUGACGUAUUUGAAAGUGGAUUAGUAAGGACUACAUCAAUCGGUGGGCAAAAACGUCAAAGAUGGACGGAUCUUGAAUUGUACUAUCUUGAACGCGGAAUGGAGGAGUUUGGAACUAGAUGGGAGGACAUUCUAAAAAAAUACGGGAAACCUCAUGGACCAUUAAGAAACCGCACUGCGUUUUUAUAA
This is a messenger RNA of Racocetra fulgida, 444 nucleotides long. Lineage: Eukaryota; Fungi; Glomeromycota; Glomeromycetes; Diversisporales; Gigasporaceae. The record is from the annotation of a GenBank genome assembly.